Molecule: messenger RNA, 2222 nt
Organism: Antechinus flavipes (yellow-footed antechinus)
Lineage: Eukaryota; Metazoa; Chordata; Mammalia; Dasyuromorphia; Dasyuridae
Gene: IL1R2
Product: interleukin 1 receptor type 2
Exons: 9
Coding region: 174-1445 (423 amino acids)
Molecular function (GO): interleukin-1, type II, blocking receptor activity; interleukin-1 binding
Source: RefSeq, a predicted model, not a curated record
UUGGGAAACCAAAGAGUGUGUGUAUGUGUGUGUGUGUUGUGUGUGUGUGUAUGGCAGGGGGUGGGAUGAGGUAGGAGCCUAUAAAUGUACUGUCACAAGAGCUAAACCAUUAAGCUGAAGGGAAAAAUCCUUGCCUGCAGCCUCCUGUUCACAAUCAGGGACAAAAUAAAAGAAUGCAGAACCACAGCUUUCUAGGUACCGGACCUCAGAUUUCAGUUUUCUGCCUCCAGAAAUUACUUGGAUUUUUCUUCUUUUUCUGGGUAUUGUCAGAGAAUGUUUCUGCAAACAGCAUUCAACCCAAGAAAAGCACAGAAAAUUGCCUAUAUCUCGGCAAGCAUUUUAAAAGAUUCAUGUUAGAAGGAGAGCCUGUCAUCCUGAACCCCCCCUUUCCGGAAUUCCGCAACAAGAUCUUCAGCCUCCACUACAACCUAUCAUGGCAUAAAAAUGAUUCUGACGAGACUUUACUAGGAACCAGCAAAUCAGGAAGAAUGUGGAUGGACAACGAUGAUCUUUGGAUUUUGCCAGCAUCAUUGGAGGACACAGGAACUUACAUUUGUACCCUUAGGAAUACAUCUUAUUGUGCCACAAGGUCUGUUGAGUUAAAGGUCGUUAAGAAGACAGAAGCAUCUCUGCAAUACAUUUCCUAUCGUCAAGUUCUAGUCACCUCAGGUCCUGGAUAUUUAGUGUGUCCUGAAAUAAAAAAUUUUAUACAAGACAGAAAUAAAACAGAAAUAAAAUGGUAUAAGGAUUCAGUUCUUUUGGAUCAGAGCAAUAAGAAGUUUUCAAUUUUGAAAGGAUCCAUUUACUGCCUUAUAAACAAUGUGUCGUUGGACGACUCUGGUUACUAUACCUGUGAGCUGCCUUUUGUCUAUAAAGGUGUGAAGUAUAACAUCACCAGACAUGUUAAGAUGCACAUCAUGAAAAAAAAGGAGGAGACCAUUCCUGUGAUUAUUACACCUAAUAAGACUGUACUGACUUCUCUUGGUUCAAAAUUGAUAAUUCCUUGCAAAGCAUUUUUUGGCUUGGGGUCACGAUCUACAACACUAUUAUGGUGGACAGCAAAUAACACUUUCGUGGAUGAUGUCUACAAAAAAGGCCGAGUUAAGGAGGGACAGCGCCUUGAAUAUUCAGAAAACAAUAAAAGUUAUAUUGAAUUGCCUCUGAUAUUUAAUUCAGUGGAAGAGAAGGAUUUGAACACUGAAUUUAUAUGUACUGCCAAGAACAGAUUGGGAACCCAGAGCUUGCAAGCAAGAGUUAAAGAAGAACCUACAUUUUCCUGGGGAAUUGCUGUGGCUCCUCUCUCACUCAUCUUCUUGAUGUUUAUUGGCAUAUGGAUACAUAGAAGGUGGAAACAAAGACCUGGGAAAGUAUACACUACUAGAAAAUCAACGAUUAUCGGUCAUGAUUGUCAACCCUCCACUCCUUACAGAAAGGAAAUGAUAUAAAACCAUAGGCAUAUUCAUUCUCUCUGUAUGUCUUUCUCUCUGUCUUUCUUUGUCUCUCUCUGUCUCUCUGUCUCUCUCUUUCUCUCUGUCUCUCUGUCUGUCUCUCUCUCUUGUCUCUCUUUCUAAUGGCAAAGAGUUCUCUUCUGAUAGAUUCUUGCCCCUGCCCUUUCCCUUCUCCUUCAUUUGUCCCAGAGUCACUUAAAGUGAAGUAUUGAAUCAGAAGGUAAAAUAAACAUAUGUUGCCUACCUACAUAGGAGUUCAUUUCCCUCUAUUGCUCUCAGCUAAAAUGAAUGGAAUGAGAGGUUUGCCUUUAUGGAUUUAAUACUUUGGUUCCUGAAUGGAUGUGCGAUCUUAUGCAUAUGUUUAGAUCAUUAAUCCCUUCACUAUUAUUUCUUCUGUUAUUCUUGUUCAUAUCCUGCCCCUUACCUUUCAUCUAGACUCUUAUCUAUCUUUUAUGUAUCUACUUAUUUAUUUAUUGUCUCCUCCAUUAGAAUGUGAGCUCCUUGAGGGUAAGGAAUAAUUUUUCUUUCUUUCCAUUCCUAGCACUUAAUAUGUAGAAAACACUUAAUGCAUAUUUUUUUUCAUUAACAUUAAGGAUUAUUUUCUAGAUUAGGAAUUCUUCACAUAGGCUCUGUGAAUAUGUGUGUAUUCAAGUGUUUUGAUAACUAUAUUUCAAUAUAAUAUUUCAUUUAUAAUCCUAUGCAUUUUAUUUUUUGCAUUUAAAAACAUUAUUUUGAAUAAAAUCUACACUGCAUUAAAAAAAAAAAAACUAAGAA